AUGGCCAAACAGUUGCUCACUCUCGCCUCAGCCCUGCUGCUGCUCCUGUCGCCCAGCUGGGCGGGCAUCAUUGCCCAGCCUGCCCUCAGCUACUACGGCGAUGAGCACGCGGUGGCCCACACCCAGCAGAAUGUGGUGCGCAGCUUCGAUGGCACCGUCUCGCACUACGCCAAGUCCGUGGCCACACCGCACUCCCAGGUGCACAAGCAGGACACGAGGAUCAGCAACAAUGUGUAUCAGCCGGCCAUUGCCAAGACUGUGACGUACCACCAGGCCGAGCCAGCGGCAGCGGCAGUCUACAAUCAUCACGCACAUCCGGAGCCACAGCUGUUCACGCAGGCAGCCCCGCAGGCGGCAGUCUACUCAGCUCCACAGGCUGCCCUCUACCAUCAGGCAGCGCCUCAGGCUGCCCUCUACCAUCAGGCAGCGCCUCAGGCUGCUGUUUACCAUCAGGCAGCUCCUCAAGCCUCCAUCUACCACCAGGCAGCUCCUCAGCCCUCUGUUUACCAUCAGUCAGUUGCUCCUGUGGUCAGUCACCAGCCCGCUGUCAUUCACUACUCGCCGGCGGAGUCCGUUUCCCACAUGAGCUUCGAUGGCUUUGGCACACAUUGGGGAUUCUAAGG
Molecule: messenger RNA, 623 nt
Organism: Drosophila subobscura
Lineage: Eukaryota; Metazoa; Arthropoda; Insecta; Diptera; Drosophilidae
Product: pupal cuticle protein G1A
Exons: 1
Coding region: 1-621 (206 amino acids)
Source: RefSeq, a predicted model, not a curated record